Messenger RNA from Jaminaea rosea, 1740 nucleotides. RefSeq lists its product as hypothetical. Gene Ontology annotation, biological process: protein N-linked glycosylation; dolichol-linked oligosaccharide biosynthetic process. Gene Ontology annotation, cellular component: membrane. NCBI's taxonomy places the organism in Eukaryota, Fungi, Basidiomycota, Exobasidiomycetes, Microstromatales. Gene Ontology annotation, molecular function: UDP-N-acetylglucosamine-dolichyl-phosphate N-acetylglucosaminephosphotransferase activity. The coding region runs from base 56 to 1693 and encodes 545 amino acids. The transcript is spliced from 4 exons. The record is from RefSeq and is a predicted model, not a curated record.
CUCGGAUCCUCAAUUCUCUACACCUCAUCACCUCGACGGCAGCAGCGGACGGGUGAUGGCUCGCUCCCCGCCUACGCAGUCGCUGGGUCUCUCAGCAGCGGCUUUGAUACCCGCGACAUUCUCUUUGGUGGCCAUCUCCCCCGCAGUGCAAUGGGGCUGGUUGGAUGCCUCGCACUCCAAGUCCCUGCAGGCCGUGCUGCGAAUGGACGACCUCUUUCCAGGGCUGCUGCCUAGCAUCGGCUUCUCCAUUGCGGCCUACUUUGCGACCGUGGUGGCUGUAGGCGCGUGUAGAGAGACGUUCGGGCAGAGAGGGUUUCAGGGGAGAGAUUUGCUCAAGCCCAAGGUCAAGGAGGCGAUACCUGAGACUUUGGGCCUACCAGCCUCCUGCAUUUACCUUCUCGUCCUCUUCCUCUUCAUUCCAUUUCGCUAUUACGUGGUCCCCGAGGGCGUUGGUGGCUUGAAUCCACGAACAACAAACGAUGGCGGCUGGUUCGGCGAUUUGGGUGGGCGCCGCGGCUUUCCCCAUCACGAGCUCGCCGUCUACCUGUCUGCCCUUCUCUCGCUGCUCAGCUCCCUUGUUCUGGGCUUCUGCGACGACGUCUUUGACAUUCGAUGGCGCUUCAAGAUGCCAAUACCCAUCGUGGCGUCAAUACCUAUGCUGCUCGUCUACUACGCUGGGCAGGGUGGCACAGGGCUUGUAGUGCCUGGCUGGCCGGCAUGGCUGCGGACUGCCGUGGGAGCCAACGUUGUUGACCUCGGCCUCCUCUACUACCUCUUCAUUUCCCUCCUCUCGACCUUUUGCACACACAGCAUCAACAUCCUCGCUGGAAUAAACGGCGUGGAAGUAGGCCAAGCCCUGAUAAUCGCUUCCUCUCUCUGCCUAAACGACUUCCUCUACCUGCCCAUCCGUCUUGCCUUGUCGGAACACUACCUUUCGCCCUCUCAUCCAAUCGCGUCGCCCUCCUCCCUACAAAGCGAGCUAGUCGGCCGCCACCUGUUUAGCUUGAGCCUCAUGCUCCCCCUUGUGGGAACUUGCGCAGGCCUUCUCGCGUGGAAUCGCCAUCCCGCCCUGGUCUUCGUGGGGGACACCUUUUGCUAUUUUGCAGGUCAAGCAUUAGCAUGCGCAGGCGUUCUCGGCCACUUUUCCAAGACGCUGUUGCUCUUCUUCUUGCCGCAGGUCUUCAACUUCUUAUUGAGCUGCCCACAGCUCUUCGGCUUUGUCCCUUGCCCGCGGCAUAGGGUUCCCAAGGUGCAUAGCGAGACUAUGGCCCUUUAUCCUUCGCUGGUCGUCUUCCCGCGAGGUAGCAAGCGACCGCUAAAGAUGAUGGGCAAAGGCAUGCUGCUCAUUCUCGAGACGCUGCGAUUCAUCAAGAUCUACAGGGCACGCGACCUUGGUGCUGGCGCUGAGAGUGGGCGCGACGGAAAUGACAUCGUCGCCGCAACGAACUUGACCCUCCUCAAUACGAUCCUCGUUGUCGCCGGCGUCCAGGUCCCCCUCGAGGAUGUCAAAUGGCGUUUAGCCAGCGAAUCGUUAGCUUCGCCCGUCGAACAGCCAUCAAUACCCUCGCCUCAAGGCCCAUACAUCGACGAGGCCCGACUGUGGCGGAUGACCAUGGGCGUUCAGCUCCUGGGGAGCGCUGUGGCCUUUGGUGUACGGUACUGGGCCGCCGCUAUCGUUUUUCCGCAAACCUAGAAGAGUAUAGUCACGGUCAUGCUAAUGUUACAUUUUGAUUGCCAUGU